Messenger RNA from Lithohypha guttulata, 834 nucleotides. RefSeq lists its product as uncharacterized. NCBI's taxonomy places the organism in Eukaryota, Fungi, Ascomycota, Eurotiomycetes, Chaetothyriales, Trichomeriaceae. The record is from RefSeq and is a predicted model, not a curated record. The transcript has a single exon. Bases 1 to 834 code for a protein of 277 amino acids.
AUGACUGAGUCCAGAAAGACCGCUCCCACCUCAGGCUCAGUGGAAGUAAUCCUGGCCGGCCUCCCACGCACCGGCACAACCUCCAUGACUCGUGCUCUCGAAAUCCUUCUCAAAGGCUCAGUCUUCGAUGGCGGAGCAGCAUCCUACACAGGCACUUACCAAACACAAAGGAAGCUUCUCGAUCUCGCUCAACAUUGUCCAACAGAUACAACUGAAGACCGCACCUUUGUCCUCAACACUCUCGCUACACUAACACGCGACCACAUCGCCACCAGCGACCAACCAGGCUGCUACUUCGUCGAAGAACUUCUCGAGCUGUACCCAUCCGCAAAAGUCAUUGUUACGACACGCGACUACGAUAGCUGGUGGGCAAGCUACAGCACGUUAUGGCGAAGUAUUCAUCAAAUCUACGCGUGGACGUGGUUGGACCCUUUCUCACAACUGCGUCGAUUCUGUGUCUUCUCCGCCAAGUUCUGGGAUCGUGUGCCGCAAGCUGUUGGGCUGGAAGGCCAUAGACCGUGGUGGCCAAUGGAGAAUCAUGAAGGAUUAUACGAGGCACACGCUGAGUAUGUGAAGAGGGUGGUGCCUUCAGAGCAGCUGUUUUACUUCAAUGUCAAGGAUGGUUGGAGGCCGCUUUGUGAUAUUCUUGGUGUGGAUGUGCCUGAGCAGGAACCUUUUCCACAUAUCUUUCCGAGAGCGUGGUUGGAUAAGGGAACGGAGGCUACAGUGGCUAGGUUGAAGAAGAGGCUGGUCCCACUCAUUGCAGGUGUUGGUUUGGUUGUCGCACUGGCAUCAGGUAUUCAUAUGAGAAAUAGCGCUUCGUGGCAAGGAUGA